AUGAAUCUCCAGUUGAGGGCACUCAGUAAGAAAGUUACACACACAAGACCAGCAGCUUGUAAAAAGAAAGAGGAAGAGGCCAAGGUCUCCCAGCAGCCACAAAACCACAUCAAGAAGCCGCGUCUUGUCUUCACCGACAUCCAGCGUCGGACGUUACACGCAAUCUUCAAGGAGACAAAAAGACCGACUAAGGAGAUGCAGGUUACGAUAGCUCAGCAGCUUGGGCUUGAGCUGAGCACCGUCAGUAACUUCUUCAUGAACGCCAGGAGGAGAUCUCUGGACAAGUGGCAAGAUGAGAUGGGAAACAGUAACCAUGGUAAUGCAAAUGGCAACGGGAAUUGUGGGAGCAAUACGCCGACGACGAUCACUCCUAAGAGUGAAUACAAGGCGUAAGAUUCGACCAAUAAGUCUUGAUUCUUGUUAAAUUUUUUGUACCGAAAAAAAAAGACACCAAAGCAUUCAUACUGUAGUACUCCUAAUCCAUUUUGACCCCAAGACUUUGACAGCAUCCAAAAUCUACGGCUUUGGCUGUUGCUAUGGGCGUUGUUAAUGACAUGCUAUACUUCAAUGCAUAAUGACGUAGCAUGAAACCGUAGCCGCUAAUUCGGAUACGGCUUAACACCCAUGUCAGUUGUUAGCUAAACAAUUCAAUCAGUUUUAAGAUAACUCUUGUUACUAAGGCAGUGUCUGAAUGGAAUACUUCAGACACUAGGUGGCAGCAGACUACCAGGUAAACCAAUUGUUCUUGGAAAUGUGAGCAUGCUCAGAACGACGUAAACAAUUUAAUUUGUACAAGUAUAGCUUGAAAACAUGAAGAUGGAAGAAUUUUAAAACCAAAACAAUGCAGAUCUCUUCAUUAUUGUGAGAAAAAAAAUCCUGUUUGCGUAAAUUUUUCUAGAUACUUUACUCUUACGAAUCAAGCAAAAUCUGUAUAUACUUACACUCAGGAACAGAUGUAUAUUGUUAUAUAUAAUGUGAUACAGUUUUACAGAAAGACAAGAAUUUGAAAAAAAGAAAUAAAAGAGCACUUGUAUGGAUACUGAUUCGUUAUAAAAGAAAUCACAUAUUGGUUUGAAGUAGAUGACAAAGUUUCAUGUUUUCUUUGUUUUGUUUUUUAUCUUUGGGGUAGCUGUACAACCAGCAAGUGGAAUUGUGCCGAGCGCAUUUUUUGUUUUGUUUUAACAGCAGUAAAACUGGUUGAAGCAAUUUGUUGUGGUUAUGUUUUGCCUGUUCAAGCUGGGUCAAACUUAUUCAAACCAGUUCCAACUGGUUCAAAUUGGUUCAAACUUACCCUUCGUUUCGAAAGAAGGGUUGUUUGUAUCUUUUAGUUACCAUGGACACGGAAAGAGGCCAUUUUGUUCUAAAGUUUACUUUGUGUAACUAUUUCUGACUGCAAUAAUUUCUAUACUCUACCUCUUGUCAAAAUGUGUUAGAUUUCUUGUAUCGAAAAAAAAAAGGGACAAAAAUUCAACUCUUCUUAGAGAUUUUUGUUAAAAAUGUGGCAAUACGAUUAUUCAGUUCACUAUGUGAUCAUGGUGGUGUAUGUGUGCUUUCUUUCAAAAUUCAGCUAUUAGUUUAUUAAUUUCUAUACAUUCCAAUGGGGUUAAAUAUCAUGUUAUUUGUAUAUUUUGCAGUAUUUAUUUGAAAGAUUAUAUGUUAAGAUCCAAACUUAUCUUUCAUAAUUUAAAGGUUUACAAAGUAAAAUACUGGAUUGCAUUUUUUUAAUAAAAUUGUUUUUAAUUCGUUUGCUUUUCAUUUGAUUUAUAAAAUAAGAAAGAAAAAAGGUUUUGCAGAUAAAUAUGUGCAGACAAAUUUUUGUUUGAAAUUAAGUUCAGUUGCCCAUAAUUAUUUGCUGCAAGUUUUGCUUCAUUUUAUGAUUGCGGUUAAUUUGUUAAAAGACGUGUGUAUUUUGAGGGGAAAAAAACAAAUAAUUUAUUUGUAAAGACAAUUGUUACCAAAGUGUUAAAAUCUGCAGUGAAUUUUUCUUUGAAUCCGUAUUUAAAUUUAUUAAUACAAAAUUUUAAAUGUAAAUUAUUGAUGUGUACAAUCAUAGUCUGGAAUAACAGGUGCCUAUCAAUUAUUGUCAUCUCUAAACCUCCCCGAGCCACACCCACUUUCAUAAAGUUCUACAGGAAUUCACUCCAUGUUCAUAACAAGUUUGCUGGAAAACCUGGGUCUUAUUUAAGGUUUAUACCAGCCAAACUACCACUUCCUAUGUAAAACUUGUUGUAUCCUGCUCAUUUCUGCUUAGCCAAACAAAAUUAAGCAAAAAAUAUCCCAGCACAACAAACUAUGUUUAGCAUAACAAGGUUAACAGCUAAACUACCAUGUCACUUGUGGCUAGUAGUCUGCUCAUUUCUGCUUAGCAAAAACAAAUUAAGCAAUAUUUUCCUCUGAAGCAACUCAGUGAAAUUUGGCCCUGAUGCAUAAUGCUAAGCAGAUUUUGUCGGUGUUAAGCAUUUAUUGUACUUAUGGUGGCACCUGCUACCAAUUAAUUAAGGUGUGGCUUACCAAAAUAUUAGAAUAAUCAUUGAGUCCAAUUCUAAAGGUUGCCGAAACAGAGCAAUUACAGCAUUGCCCUAACAACUGUGUAUUUCCAUGGAAAGUGUGUGGAUUUGACCUUGGGAUGACUAAUUGCUGGAUUUUGAACAAUUCACGUGUGAAAUUCACGUGUGAAAAGUGGGAGGCUCCAUUAAGGAGUGGGGGUGGCAAUAAUUGAUUUGCGAAUUUAUAUAAUUUGGAGAUCAAUAUUAAAAUGUACAAUGAUCAUUUUGCGGUUGGUUACUUAUCAUGAAAUGUACAAUAAUUAGUUUUUAGUUUGUAUUUUUGUAAAUUUGUUUGGUUAUUUUUGUUUUUGUUGAUUUAGAUUUUUGCCUAGACAGACUAGCUGGUCAUAAAUUCUUCAAUUCAAAGAAUUGAUAUAGAAUGCACAGUUUUUGUUUGAAUUUCACAUUCCAAAAUACUGUUUUAGAAUUAAUUUUUGAAAAAAUUCAGGCCUUUCACAAUGGUCAUUGUUUAUAAAAUAUAGACAAUUCUGAAAUUGAUGAGUUUGCCUUCAUUGGAUUAUUAUGUUAUUAUUUUUGAUUUGAUUUUGUACAAUUGUUAUUUAUUGGGGACCAAUACCGUUGUUUUUAUUACACCAACAAAAGCAAAUUUGAUAACUUCAUAACCCAAACUCUGCGGAUCCCUAAAACAAUAUGUUGUCUUAUAUUACACGGAAUCCUUCUAAAUUUUGAACCAAGGCUCCUGCAGUCUUGUUUACCGUAAAAGAUUUUUUUGUUUGUCUUCAAAAAUAUCAAAAAUUUGCUGAGAUUGUGUUUGUUUGAUUAGCAAUGAUGGUUUUGAAUCACUUAUUGAGAAUUUCUUCCAGCUUCACCAAGAGGCUUUCUGUUUGUUUAUUAAAAGAUAUAUGGAGGUCCUGUUGACACAGUAAUACAAACUAAAUUCUCCCUACCAUAAAGUUGUCAAUAAAAAGAAUAAUGUGCUUGGAAGUUAAUCUUUCAACUAAGGCUCAGCAUUUUCGUGAGCGCAGACAAUUCUUGCUCAGCAAAAACAAAGUACCAGCCAAAAUGCUGUGUGUUGUAGACCUAUACAUCCUCUUGAAUGGUCCCAUUUAAUGCUUGCUUAGCAGUUGAGUGUGUUAAGCAAUAGUUUCUGACUAACAGCUUUAUGAAAUUGAGCAAGUUACAGGAAGAAAACAUAUUUGCAGGCAGUUUCCCUCAAAUUGUAAGUAAUUGGGUUUGUACAAAGUUUGAACUGAAAUUUGAACACAUUUCGGAGCUUUUUACUAUUGUGUGCGUUUGUUUGUGCAAUAUUAUCUCUUGUAAAUACACCAAUAAUGUUUUAGCAAGCCUGACGUGGUGUGUGAUUGGUCGACUGUUGUGAAUAAUUAAUUAGGACUUUGACCUAUAGUAACUUUGACCAUGGGACAUUUGACCCAAUAGAAUAAGAAAUAAAUACAAGCAGUUUGUUUUCUGAAA
Messenger RNA from Asterias rubens (European starfish), 3980 nucleotides. Its product is annotated as hepatocyte nuclear factor 6-like. Gene Ontology annotation, molecular function: RNA polymerase II cis-regulatory region sequence-specific DNA binding; DNA-binding transcription factor activity, RNA polymerase II-specific. Gene Ontology annotation, biological process: regulation of transcription by RNA polymerase II. The coding region runs from base 1 to 393 and encodes 130 amino acids. Gene Ontology annotation, cellular component: nucleus. NCBI's taxonomy places the organism in Eukaryota, Metazoa, Echinodermata, Asteroidea, Forcipulatida, Asteriidae. The transcript is spliced from 3 exons. The record is from RefSeq and is a predicted model, not a curated record.